Molecule: messenger RNA, 1806 nt
Organism: Paramecium pentaurelia
Lineage: Eukaryota; Ciliophora; Oligohymenophorea; Peniculida; Parameciidae
Source: the annotation of a GenBank genome assembly
AUGAUUUAGAAAUUGAAUUUAUAGCUAGAAUGCUUAAUAGAUGAUCAUAAAGACAAAAUAGUAAUGAUUUGUUAUAAUUAAAAUUGUACAGAAUUCCGAUUAAAUUGCUUUAAAUGUUUAAAAAAGGGAAAAAUCCAUCUUGAUCAUAUUGAUGAUGUAGAAAAAUUCAAAACUUUGAUGGAAUUCAUUAAAAAUUAAAAUCAAGCAUGUGAUAAUUUAAUUAAUCAUCUUAGUACAUAUAUAGAAAGUAUGAAUCAAUCAUUUACUUAAUUAAAAUGUGGAAUUAGAUAAAAAUAUUCAUUAUAAAAUGAAUAAUUAGUAAAUCUGAAUUCGUAAUAACUGAAUGAUUACUUGAAUUCAACUGUAAAUUUAAUUGAAUACAAACAAUCAAUCACAGCAAUCAUAUCAGAUUAUACUAAGAAAAUUACUCAUUAAUUUAAUAUUUUGUAUGAAUAACUCAAAUUAUCAUCAUUUAAUUAUUAUAUGAUUAAUGAUAAUGAUAAUUAACAAUUAUUUAAAGAAUAAUAAAGUAGCUUUGAAUAAAAUAAUACAUUACCUUAGUUGUUAUCACCAGGCAUUCAAAAUCAAUAAUUUAGUAAUUAAGCUAUUGAUGAAGUUUCAUCAUUAAUAAAGAUGAAUCUUAACGAUCAAGUAAAAAAGGAUAAGGUAUAUCAUAAUUAAGAAUUAGAUAAACUUAGUAAUAAUUAUUCAUAAUUAAAUUAAAACUAUGAGAAUGAAAAAAUAUUAUUGAAAGAAACAAUCAAUACCAAAGAUUAAUAGAUAUAAUAUGAGACAUAAACUGAAACAUAAUAAUCUAUUCUUCAACCAUCUUCUUCCUCAAUUACAAACCAAUUUAUUUAUGAAAAGAUAAAUAAUCAUUCAAUUAAAUAAGAUAAUUAUUGUUAUGCAAUAGCUAUUAAUAAUGAUUUUUCAAUUGUAAUAGUUGGAUGCAAAAAAGAAAUUAUAGUAUAUUAAUUAAAAUAAGAUAAGUUAGAACAAACUUAAAACCUUAAGGAACAUUAAGGCGAUGUAAACGCUUUAAACUUUAUGAAAAAAUCUAAUCAAUUUAAAUCUGGAAGUGAUGAUAAUAAUAUUUUUUUAUGGUCUAUGAAUUAAAGCAAUAAAUGGAUUUUGUUAUAGAAAUUAAUUGGACAUAAUGAUUGGAUAUUUUGUUAAAUUUUGAAUGAUAAUGAAGACUUGAUCAUUUCAGGAGGUCAGGAUAAAACAAUUAAAUUUUGGACGUAGAAGUAAAAUAAGUGGUUAUGUUAAUAAACUAUUACAGAUCAUACUGGAUAUGUAUGGACAUUAAGUAUAAAUUAACAAUAAAAUUAAGUAAUUUCAGGUGGAAAUGAUUAAUAAAUAUUAAUAAUAGAACAAUCAUAAAAGGAUUCUAAAUGGAUUGUAAUCUAAAAGAUAAAGGUUGAAGCAUAUGGUUAUCGAAUAACCUUUAUAAAUAGUAAUAAAUUCACUUUCUAACCAAGAUAAAAGGAAUAAAUACAUGUUUAUGAAAUGAAUAAUACCAAAAAAUAGUAUAUCAAGACAAAAGAUGUUCUUGUUAAGGGUGGAAUGGAUGACUACUGGUUUUUCCCUCAAUAAUACAUUAAAUCAAAAGGCUUACUUGUAAAUAGGAAUGGAAAGUAUUUGAAUUUGAUAAGGAUAAAGGAAAAUGGUGAGUUUAUUACAGAAUAAUUAAUUGAAUUUGGAAAUUCAUUUUUUUUUGGAUGUAUGAGUUAAGAUGGAAAAUAUUUAAUAACUUGGGAAGAAAGUGAAAAAAAGAUUCAGAUUAGAAAAUAUUAUGAAAGGUGA